Molecule: messenger RNA, 9479 nt
Organism: Nezara viridula (southern green stink bug)
Lineage: Eukaryota; Metazoa; Arthropoda; Insecta; Hemiptera; Pentatomidae
Source: the annotation of a GenBank genome assembly
GGCUGUAUCAGCCCCCUCCUCCGCCUGUCGUCACUGAACAACCUAAAGCCCAUCAUUAUCAGCCUACCUAUGAUAAAACAUAUCCUAAAACACUUGAAUCUCUAGCUGAAAAGGUACAUAGUUUCUAUCCUGGUGGUAGUAAUACCACACCCCGCCGUAUGUCUGCAACAACUUCAUCGAGCCUUCUGUCCUAUUAUGCUGGUGGAGGUAGUAAUCGUCCAAAGGUUAUGCCUCGUUCUGGAUCAGAUCAACAUCUGCCACGGGUUGAAUAUAUGGACAGCUAUUCAGCUCUUACUGGUGGUCCUCCAAGUUAUCGGAGCUCAUAUCGUAGUCCCAGCUCUACUUAUGGAACACUCAAUAGAAGACAGCGCUCAGUUGAUUAUUCAUCUGAUACUGAAGCAUCAACUCGACCUUAUUAUUAUUAUCGGCAACAUAGUGCAGGAUCUUCGGCAUUAGGUACACUAGGAACUGGAUUAGAAACUACCCACACUGGUCCAAUAUCAUCAUUGCGUUCCAAUUCUCUUCCAAGAGAUACAAGGCAACCUAGGACUCAUAUUCCAACUCUGCCAACUCAUAGGGGAUCUACACUGAGGCUAGAUCGAGAAAGCUCUCUCCUGGGCUCCGGAGUCUCAGGUCUAGAUCAAGAAGAUGAUGGAGCGUUAUCUGCCCCAGAAAUGUCUCUAACCAGGAAGCAUAGAGAUGAAUACCGGACAUGGCUGUCCAGAGCUCCGUCGUCUUCGGCGAUUUAUUCUGCUGCCAGAGGCGCUCCACUGUUGGGUCAGAAAGCCCAGAGGUUUACUUUUUCAGCUGAGAAUCUGCCACAGCGAGCAAGACAGUCUGAGCUGUUGUAUUCAACUUACCGACCUGGUCAGCUUGCAACUAUGGGUCCUUUAGUUAGCUCUUCCUCUACGACUACUGGUCUUAAGUCACUCGAUAGGCACACAACCCUUGACAGGCAUUCAUCUCUGGAUCGCCAUUCUUCCCUCGAUAGGCAUUCUACCCUAGAUCGACAUUCAACAUUAGAUAGACAUUCUACUUUAGACCGCCAUUCAACGUUGGACCGCCACUCAACACUGGACCGCCACUCAACACUGGAUCGCCAUUCUACACUUGAUAGGCACUCGACAUUAGACAGGCAUUCUUCAUUAGAUAGACAUUCCACCCUUGACCGACAUUCAACUCCAGAUCGUCAUUCUACGCUUGAUCGGCAUUCUACGCUUGAUAGAAGUUCGACGCUGGAUAGAUCUUCCAUGGACAGGCAUUCUGCAUCUCUCACUUCUAGGUCAGCUUCUUUGAGGAGGAUGCAUAAUCUACUUGAAUUGGAAGCUAAAUCUCUUGGUAAGGGAAGUGAUGCCGGGCCUAAACCAAGAUCUCCCUCAGUAUUGCAUAUUAAUCCUGCUGAAUUUUUGAAGUAUAAACAGUCUGUGGUAAGACCUGGUCAGAGUGAAGUAAGUGGGUUGUUAUGGCUUCAUUUGUUAAGUGGACGCGGACUCCGUGCAUCGACCAAUCCCUCAUCUUCUUCCAGUAGUAUUGGUGCUGGAGCCGGUAGUGUUGUUCGGGAUCUUUAUUGUGUUCUCGAAUGUGAUGGGGUACAUAAAGCACGGACUGUUGUUCGUACAGCUGAUUUAGUUUUUGACUGGGAUGAAACAUUUGAGUUGGAUUUGGUAUCGAACAGAGAACUUGACUUCCUCAUUUAUUCCUGGGAUCCACAAUAUCGGCAUAAGUUGUGCUAUAAGGGCUCAGUUCAAUUGGCUAUGCUUCUCUCUGAAUCUCCAGUCCACCAAUUAGCUGUGAAAAUUGAACCUAGAGGUACUUUAUACCUUCGUCUUCAUCACACUUCUCCUCACCAGACAUUCUGUCGUAAACCUAAGCAACCAGUUAUUCCUAGAGGAAAGGUUCAAGGUAUCUUUGGCUGUGAUCUUGAAACCGUUGUUAAUAGAGAAAGCAUUGCUUCUGAAAUUAUGAAAGGGGAUGCUGUUAAUAUACCAACUAUUGUUCGAAGAUGUGUUGAAGAGGUUGAACGUAGAGGAUUGGAUAUUAUUGGCCUGUACAGAUUAUGUGGUUCUGCUACUAAGAAAAGAAUAUUACGUGAAGCUUUUGAGCGUAGUGCUCGAACAGUUGAUCUCUCAUCUGAAAAUGUUCCUGACAUAAAUGUUAUUACAGGUGUACUAAAAGAUUAUCUUCGAGAACUUCCAGAACCACUUGUGACCAGAUGUUUGUAUCAAAUGCUUGCUGAUGCUGUUUCAGUAUGUCUACCAUCUGAUCCUCAGGGAAAUGCUAGUCUUAUAUUUUCCAUUUUAGACUGUUUACCCCAUGUUAAUAGGUGUUCAUUUGUAUAUUUGAUGAACCAUCUAUCACUUGUGGCAUCUCAACAAGAACGAAAUAAAAUGUCUACUCAAGCUCUCGCUAUCUGUUUUGCUCCAGUAUUAGUCCUUCAUUCUGAGACUGAAGGAAAGCCCCUUGAUUUCCAUGGUCCUAUUUCGGUUGUCAAAUAUCUUCUAGACAUUUGGCCGCAAUCGUCAGACAGGGCGCCGCCGCCGCCUCCCAGACCUUCCGCACCAGAGCCUCCCCCGCCACUUCCGGCCAAGCCAAAGCCAACAGUUGUUUCUUCCCCGGUGAGCCAGUCUUCAUCAGAGGAUGACUAUAAGGGUGCCUUUGACUCGGUAGCCAACUUCGAAAGUAAGAAGUCUGUCUUUGAAGGGGUGUUAGCUGCUGCAGGGCAGGGACCUCCACCACCUCCUCCCCCCAAGAAGCAGCAGAUAGCCCAGGAUUAUUUCAAAGAAGACUCUCUUCUUCAUCCUCAAGUUCCUGCUCCGCCUUUGAGGCUUAACAGGAAUAACCCAUUUGCUGAAGACAUGGAAGAAAUGGCCAGCAGUGGAGGAGCCAUUGUGACUACACCAUCUUCCUCUACAACUGAGGAAGGAGGAAGAGGAACAGGUGCAGAUGCAGAUGGAGAAAACUCGGAUGACAGUACCAAUUUGAAAUAAAAUUAUAACGUGUUAAAUGAUAAUGAUAAUUAUGUCCUCAGUUGACUCUCGAUAGUUUAUUUAGCUCCCGUUACGAUUUCUUUUCGGCUAGGCUUCUAACAAUUAUUUUUAAAAAAUUUUUAUGUGUAAAAAUUAUCUUAGCUUAUACAAAAUUUGAAAUUUCAUUUCAUGUUUGAUUUUAUAUAUAUUUAUGCUCUAUAAUUUCUGCUUUAUAUUUGAUAGAAAACUUGUAUAACUUGGUUAUCUCUCUAUGUAAUUCAUAGAAGAGGUUACUGUACUGCCUAUUUGAAGGUGCAAUCCAGUAGGAAUGUAUUUUUGUACACUCCCUCUUUUUUGAUAUUGAAACAAUCCAACUGAAUGUUAAUGUUUUUUAUAAAAGAAGUUUCACCAGUGUCAAUGAAGCUAUUUUGCAUAAUAUUGACCUGAAAAUAAUGCGUGUUAUUCAUUAAAAUAUUCAUCUUUUAUCCACAAAGCAGAUUGAAAUCUUUUUAUUCUGAAUUAAACUUAUUAUAUUAAGCCAAUUUAUUCAUUUUGUUUAUAAUAUAAAUCUUAUCAUUCGCUGCUAAAGCUAAAUUAUACUAGAUAGUUCAUCUGAUUGGCUUAAAGUGAGAAAUAUUAUUAUGAUUCUAUAAUUCUCAACUUCUUCCUUAAACAAAUUCUUAUUUGUUUUUGAAAAAUCUUUUAAAAAUUUUUCUUCAUCCACUUUUAAAUACUAUUGCUUAUCUUAUGCUCAUCUUAAGUAUGGAAAAGCAAAUAUACAUGAGGUAUUAAAUUGAAGUAUACCAAAUACUGAAAAAAAAAACCUAUAGUAAUUAUAUUUUAUAAAAUGAGGACAAAAUUGUUAUUAUUAAAACAACGAAGUAUUUUGUGAAAUGGUUUUAUAAACCAUUGUGUUGAAACAUGUACUUCUCAAACGAGAAAGAAAAGUUGUCAAUAUUUGAGAGCAAUAAGGUAAUAAAUGGUGAAGUAAUGUAUGUGUGUUUUAGUAAAAAAUAUAUAAUUAUAUAUAUAUAAUACAAGAUAAAAUAAAUUUAUAUAAUGAAAAAUUUAUUUAUAUAUAUAUAUAUAUGGGAGCAAUAUGCUCUUUAAGGGCGUCAUAUUCCUUGUAACACUGCCAUAUUAUUUUAUAUAUACAUAAUUACAUUGACUGGCUGGGUUAAACAUUUUUUGUAUUUAUGUGAGUUUCUGUUAUUUAAUAUUUUUAAAAAAUGAAAGAAAAAUAAUGUUAAAAAAAUAUAUAUCUAUUUUUCAGUGAGAGCACAUCUCGUAUCUUAACAGUAUUAAACAGAUUUUUAGAAAAUAAAAUCAAGAUUACACAUAUUGCCAAUAAAUUAUAAGUUUUAACAGAAAACAUAAACAGUAUUUUCAUGAUGUUCCUAAGGUUUAAGAAUUAUCUUGGAGACAUUUAUUCUUAAUAAUUAAUUUUUCCUUAUUUGAUCUAAAAUUUUAAGCUAUUUACAGUUGGCUUAAUGUAAUAAAUCUUGAAUUUUUUCACAACAAAAUCAGAAAAUAUUUUUAAAGCAUAAAUAUAUGACCUAAUAUGUGCUCUAUUUGCUUCUUGUUUAUAGUUUUAGAUAAGUGAGAAUGAAAUUAAGCUUUCAUCGGUGCAUUUAGGUUUGGAGGUUAUACAGGUACAGGUGCUAUAUUGUAUGUCUAAUUUCAAUGAAUCGUGGUGCAAAAUAUAUUUUCAAUAUCUGAAUUAUCGAGAAAUCCUUUUUGAAUACAUGAAUUUAGUGAACGUUUACCUACUUUGUGAUUUUAUACUCUUUUUUAUUUAUUAUUUAGUUUUCAUUUCAGAAUAUUUUAAGUUACUUACUUGCUCUUUAAAAAGUGCCUUUUUAUCUACUGAAAACUAUUUAAGAAAUAUAGUCAAAAUUCAAGAGGUCGUUACUUCCUUACUUUAAUAUAAGAUAAUAAUAUUUCAAAACGGUCGAUUUUACUUUUCGUAAAAAAACUAAUAUAUUCCAAACCUUUAACAAUUCUUUCCCUCCUUCUGACAUUCCACUGUAAUAAAACUGACAAAAUUUUUUUUAUUUUUUUUUUUUUAUGGAAAUGUAAAAUUGUUUAUUAUGAAAUAUUGGCUACCUUGUACCUAAGCAAGGAAAAUUAGUGUAGGUUAAAUAAUUUUUCUUCAAGUUAGGUCCAUCCUAAUUACUACUUCCCUUUCAGUGUUUUCUUUGAAACAUUAUAUGUUUUCUUUGAAACAUUAUAUGUUUUCUUUUAUGAAUUUUAUUUUAUUUAAGUAAAGAGUUUACAUUUAAUAUUUUCAAUGAUUUUAUGUUAUCUUUUAAAACAAUAAGCAUAAUUUUUUAUUACUUCAAAGAAAAUCUAAGUUUUCCUGCUCUUGUAGAAACUGUUUAGUAAACCUCCAAGACAGUAGUCUUCCUUUAAAUGAGUGAAAUUAAAUAAAAAUCACUUAUUAUUCUGAUGCAUUACCUGAUUAUUUGUCUUUUAUAUUAUAUAUUAGGAGAUAGUAAAUAAGCAGAGGAGUAUCUCACAGAGAUCCACAUGGGUCGUCAUUAGAAAUGGUUUCCCAUCCCUCAAUGUAACAAUUUCUACAGUGAUGAUGCUCAAUAUUAAUAUACUUGUGACAGUAAAUUUAUCUGAACUUGAAACAUAAAAACAAAUAAUUAUAAGUUUUUUAUAUAAACUUAUUGACCAUUAAAAAAAUCUUUUAAUGUGUUUCACUGUCAAUUUAAUUUCUGUGUUGAGUUAUUAAGCACAUCAACAAUGAACAAAUAUAAAUGAUAUAAUAAUUCAAAUUAAUAUUUCCUUUUUAUUUUACAAAUCAUUAUGAGAACAAAUGUUUUGCUUUAAUUAAUUCAAUUAUAUAAGAAAUAACAUGGUGCGUGGAUGGUACUGUUAUUGGUCCUGGUGGAAAGAACUAGCCUGGCUAUUAGACCUUUCACAUCUUUUUGCCAAUCUGCUAACGACAGUGGGCAUGCCAAGAAUUUUUUUUUAGGACUAACUAGAAAUGAAUACUCACUAACCAUGAUGAAAAUCGAGCCGAUCUGCGACCCUUGUCUUUGACCCUUGUCCUAACCAGCUCGACUGUCAAGGUAUUGCUAGUUUCUUGCCAAAAUAAUGAUGUAUUCCUUAUGUUUAGAAAGGCAUAACCUCUGUUUUUAGGAAUUUCUUUCUAUAUUUAAUACAGUUUAUAUUUUUCUCCUUUCAAUUUUUUUUUUUUUUGUAAAAUUAAAUUUUUGUUAAGGUUUAGAAAUUUAACGAUACCAUUAAUUUACAUGGCCACUAUAAUUUAUUUAGUUGAAACAUAUAGAUAUGUUUUAGCGAAAACACAACACUUUAGUAACUCUUAAAUAGAACAUAACACUCAGCACAUUCUAUGCCAAAACAUUUAACAUAACUUUUAUUAUAGUUGUUCCAAAAUUGCUCUUCCUCAGUUUUAAUAGUCCCAUGAAGACCUGUGUAACCUCCUUCUGACUGUCUAAAAAAAUAACACUGGUAGGAGGCCCUCAUAGUUGCCUCUGGCCAGUGGGAACUUGAAGCGCUUGUCGCCUUGCAUUAAGGCCUCUCCUAUACAUAUCUUUACUAAGAUAUAUAAUAGUACUGGGGUUCGGGUUGUUAAUUAUUAAUUUUAAUUUUUAUAUAAAGAUGAUAGCGCAGAGCAGGGAGAAAAUUAUUCAUUGUCUCAUACUGUAAUGCUUCCUGAUAUACCAUAACAAAGCUUAUUGAAUUAAUUUUGUAUUCAUAUUGUAUUGGAAAUGUUUCAUGAUUGUAUGUUUACAUAUGUCAAGCUGUAAGGCCUGUCACUACAUUACCAAUUUAAUGAGUAUCCUCAUGUUAGUAACGAUUUAGUAUAGCGAUCACCUUGUAUGUAAUAAAUGGUUCAUAUGUCACUAAACCAUGGUCUUGUAGUGUGGAAGGCAGCUUGUAUAAUUUUGAAUAUUUGUUAGACCAGUGCUCUUCAAACUGGGCUGCGCACUACCUCUCCUAGCUUCCACAGCUUCCUGUUUCUAAACCUUUUAUUUAGUAUUUAUUUUGAUUAAUAAAUUUUAUAAACAAAUUACUAAAGCCAAGAAGCAUUAUAAACACUUUGAACAACACACAAAUGUAAAUAAAAUACUAAAAAAAAGAUACAUUUUUUUUAUGAAGAAGGUUUCAAUAAUAUAUUUUAACCAUGGUGAAGGUGCAAAGAACUGAAAAAGUUUGAAGAACAAUGGUUGAGAGGAACAAGAGUGAAUUUAGAUUUAAUUUUUAAAUAAUACCAGUUGUUUCUUCCAACUUCUUUGCUAUUUUGAAAUAAUGAUGCCAGUAAAAAAUAACUUGACUCGACUAUAUAUCAUUGCCCAACCUUUAAAUAAAUUGCUUUAAACUGUGGCAUAUGCAAUGGUGAGGUUCUUGAAAUAUUCUAAAUCUAACUGUUCUUUAAUGCUUAGGUUCUGUUAAUAGUAAAUUUAUUUUUUUUUAAAUCUUAAAACGUAUUUAUUACUCAGUUUUUAAAUUUAUCAUCUCAUUAAUUUUAUUUUAUGAUAUUGAAAAAAAAUAUCUUUCCUAUAAUAGAAUUCUGAAAAUAACUGCAAAGCCCAAUAAAACUUAAUCAGACCCUAUACUUUUGUUGUUAAAUGUUAAACCCUAUCCAACUAUUUUGAUAUUAAAAAUCUUAUUUAGUUUCUUUUGUAAGGUAGGGUUUCUUAUAAUUUUAUAUAUUGUAAUAAUUUUAUUUUAUACGUAAUUCUAAUUUCUUUUAUAUAUAGAUUUUUAAUGACAUUAUUCUCUCCCUUAUCCAUUGCUAGGAACAAAUACCAGUUAAAAAAUAUUAAAGUACUCCUUAUUAAAUUUAUAAAUAAAUAAAUAUCUUUAAUGAAAAAAAAAAUAACAAAAGUACAUUAAAAUUCCACUCAUAACAAUAACAAGUUAAGUAGGUAAUUAAUUUGAAUUUAAAAUAUUUAAUAUGAAUUAUCAGUGAAUUUUUCACUAGCUUUGAAAAAGACUGGCACAGUUCAAAUUUAACUUUCAAUAGAUCUUUGUGUGUAAAUAUGUAUAUUCAUUUAUGUAGACAUAUUAAUAUGUCACUAUUUAAUGAAAAAGCUGGCACAACUCAAAUAUUGAUAAUUUUCCAUUUUUGCUUAAUUAUAAUCAACACAAUGAUUAUGAUUAAGAAAAAUUAGAAAAAAAGUUUUAAGUUGUGUGAGUCUUCUUCCAAACUAACAGUAAGAUAUUUAAAAAAAAAUUAAAUAAAAAUUUGUGAUAUUUUUUCGUAUUCUAAGAUCAUUUUCUGGUAAAAUGGAAGCUAGAUAAGAUGAUAUGUUAUGGGUUUUCUUUGAUUUGUAUUAAACUAACAUACAUAUGAAAUUUAAAAUUUUGUUUUUGUUAGACAGUCAAUUCUUGUGGAAUAACAUUUUUUUUUUUUGUAACCAUAAUUUGUACUUUUAAGUAAUAUACUGGUUUGUAAUAAUUUUUACUUUUGUAUGCAAAGAUAAUUCUUUAUUCUAUGUGCUUUAGUAAUUGAUUUCUUUUGAAAUUUAAAUUCCACUGAAAUUUCCUACCUUGCUGUUAAGUAAAUAUUUAUUUAAAAGUUAUAAUAAACUUUGAAUUGUUAAAAUUCAUUUUGUUUUAUUUUUGAAUUAGCCAAGACUACAGAUCAAAUAGCUACUGAAACAUAAUUAUUAAAGGUUUGAUGAGUUUAAAAAAGAAAAGUAUUGUGCCUUUCUUAAGAUUUUUUUCCAUGUUAUGAAGCAUAAUUUAUGAUCUAUUAAAAAUAGUUAUUGUUUGUAGUUAUUAUAUUUCUGAAUUAUAUUUAUCUAUAUUUACUACGCAUAUGGUUAUAUCAUGUCUGUUGUUAAGAGUAUAAUCAUUUCAAAUAUUUUCUUUAAUUUAAAUGUUGCUCAACAAUUAUAAAUAAUUUAUCUCAAAAUUAAAUAAAAUAACUUUUGUAAUGAUGAACCAUUUGCUAAAAAUUAAGUACUAGUUAUAGGUCUAUUUAUCUCAAGUUAUUAUAGUAAUGCAGUUCAUUAAAGCUUUUAUAUAUCUCAUUUGUACUGAUAUAUUUUUGUGAUACUAUCAUGCAUGUACUGAGUUUCUUACUAAGGCCUGUAAUUUAAUGGAGAACAUAACAAUUUUAAUGGUUUGUGUAACACUUCUUGUAUCUUCCAGUUCUGCGCUUUUCUCAAUAAAAAAAAAAAUGUUCAUGUAUAAAACAAAUUUAAUGAUAAGGAUAAAUUGCACAUUAAGAUUCCAAGUAUGUGUGUGUUUAUUUAGGGGUUAUCUGUGUUAGACCCAUAGUAUCAGCUGCUUGUACAGAUGUAUAUAAUGUCUAAAGAAUAAAAGGCUGUUCAGGGUCUUUAUGGUUGAAAUAGAUUUUUAGAUCCGCUUACAAAUGAAAAUAUAUAAAUAUGUACUUAUAUAAAUGAAAUAAAUAUUAUGAGCUGCUUGGACAGAAAAAUUUAACUCAAUAAUGAAUUUUUUUGUCCUUGCAGCAAUGUUUUGUUUCCUCCAUAUGUAAUUAAGGACGGAGACAUUGGUAAUAUAAAU